AUGCUUGAAAGGAAAGCAAACGAAACCCGCCAAGGUUUCGUUACAAACUUCCCAAAGUGUAAAACCAAUCAUAUUUGGCAACGCUUUUCCAGCCGCGUGGACGGCCAUUAUCAGUGCAAGGGCUGCACCACCCAUUGCACCACCCAUUGCACCACUUACUGCAGUGCUUACUGCAGUACUCAUCACACUGCCCGCCCAGUACUCACGACAGUACCUAUUGCAACACCUGUUGCAUUAUUAUCACUGUCAUCUGACGAUGACAGUGCUAUGGAUGUUUGUGAGGAUGAAGGAUAUAUCCAGGAGGGCUCCGAAUCCAUGGAUAUCUGCGAGGAUGACUAUUGCGAUACCGUGGAUAUCUGUGAGGAUGACUCUAUCCAGGAGAGCUCCGAUAACAUGGAGAUUAGUGAUGAAGAGAUUAGUGAGGAGAACGAUAAUGAGGAGGAGGAGAAUAGUGGGGAGAGGAAGAGUGAGGAGAGUGAGGAUAGCAAGGAGAAUGGUGAGGAUGAAGAUGACGAUAACAGUGAAGAUGGGGAGACAAGUGAGGACGGGGACUGCUGUGAAGAGACGGAUUAG
This is a messenger RNA of Lobosporangium transversale, 573 nucleotides long. RefSeq lists its product as hypothetical. Bases 1 to 573 code for a protein of 190 amino acids. Lineage: Eukaryota; Fungi; Mortierellomycota; Mortierellomycetes; Mortierellales; Mortierellaceae. The transcript is spliced from 2 exons. The record is from RefSeq and is a predicted model, not a curated record.